GGUGGCCGGCAGCAGCCAGGUGCCCAGCGGGAGAAGUCCCCAGCCCUCCCUCCUGCGCACACAGGCCAGCGGAGGGAUGGACGCGGAGCAGUGCUGGGACGGAGGCCUGGCCGAGCCUUGGGCUUCCCCGUGGAGGAGCAAGAAGGACCCUCCCAGGUGUCGGACCCGCGGUGGGCGGGCAGACCUGAGACGGCAGAAGAUGCAGCGAGCACCCCGCCUGCUCCUCGUCCUGCUGGGACUGCUGGCCCUCUCCGGCGGUGGCCGAGGUCAAGCCGACGGCCCCCCGGGGGAUCCGGGCACCGAGGAGGACUCCCCCAGCCUCCGGAUUGCCCCAAGCAACGCAGCCUUCGCCUUCAACUUCUACCACCUCGUCGCUUCCCUCCACCCCGGGAGCAACAUCUUCUUCUCCCCGCUGAGCAUCUCGGCCGCCUACGCCAUGCUGGCCCUGGGGGCCCGCGCAGACACCCGGGCCCAGAUCCUGCAGGGCCUGGCCUUCAACCUCACCAACACGUCCGCGCCCGACAUCCACCGCGGCUUCCGGCACCUGCUGCUCACGCUCAACCUGCCCCGCGACCAGCUGGAGACACGCGUGGGCAGCGCCCUCUUCCUGCGCCAGGACCUGCCGCUGCGGCCGCGCUUCCUGAACGACACGGCCGCCUUCUACGGGGCCCGCCCGCUCCCCGCCGACUUCCUGGACCCCGAGGGCGCCGCCCAGCUGAUCAACAGCCACGUCAGGGAGGAGACGCGCGGGAAGAUCGACAGCGUGGUCGGCGGGCUCAGCGCGGACACCGCCAUGGUGCUGGUGAAUUACAUUUACUUCAAAGGCCGGUGGAAGACCCCGUUCGGCCGCUCCAAAGGCCCCCCCUACGACUUCCACGUGGACGAGAACACGGUGGUCAAGGUGCCGAUGAUGUUCCAAGACCGGAACCACUGGUACCUGCACGACAGGCACGUGCCCUGCUCGGUGCUCCGGAUGGACUACCUGGGCGGCGCCCAGGCCCUCUUCAUCCUGCCCGACAGCGGGAAGAUGGCGCAGGUGGAGGAGGUGCUGACGCCGGAGAUGCUCCGCAGGUGGAGCGGCUUGCUGCAGAAGAGGGCCUAUCACCGGAAGCUCUGGCUGUAUCUCCCCAAGUUCUCCGUCUCGGGCUCCUACAACUUAGACGAGCUGCUGCCGCAGCUGGGCAUCCAGGACCUGUUUACGCGGCAGGCCAACCUGUCGGGCAUCACGGCACAGGAGAACCUGCUGGUGUCCAAGAGUGUCCACAAGGCCGUUCUGGACGUGGACGAGGCCGGCACCGAGGCCGCGGCGGCCACCAGCAUCUCCAUCACCUUCUUCUCCGCCGUGCACAACCCCCGCAUCCUCAGGUUCAACCGGCCCUUCCUGGUGGCGAUCCUCUCGCCCGACACCCAGAGCAUCCUCUUCCUGGGCAAGAUCGUCAACCCCACCGAGCCCUAGCCCCCGCCGGGAGCUGCUGUCCGCGGGGGGCGUGGCCGGGGUGCAGAGAAGCCAGGGGUCCGGGCAGAAGCUGCUGGAGACGGGAAGGGAGUGGGGGUACCAGACGGGUGUGGACCGGACACGCGGCCCCGCGCGGCUGUGCAGCCCCGGCAGCCCCCGGAAGGCGGGGGCCCCCCUCGCCCCCCGGCAUUGUCCCUAGGGUAGCUGUGUGAAUUAAACAGACGGAUGGCGAGGAGCCUGGUCCAGCGCCUUGUACACAGCAAACGCUUAAUAAAU
Molecule: messenger RNA, 1732 nt
Organism: Eptesicus fuscus (big brown bat)
Lineage: Eukaryota; Metazoa; Chordata; Mammalia; Chiroptera; Vespertilionidae
Product: kallistatin
Exons: 6
Coding region: 77-1456 (459 amino acids)
Biological process (GO): negative regulation of endopeptidase activity
Molecular function (GO): serine-type endopeptidase inhibitor activity
Source: RefSeq, a predicted model, not a curated record